AUGGAAACAAAAAAACAAUCGACUACUCUAUCCACAAGCAACAACGAAUAAAGCACUGAUGAUACAUAAAAAUCAGUAGAUGACUAAUAAUAAGAUAAAUCAAGCAGGGCUUUAGCAUUGCAGCAGCUUGUAGAUGAAAAAUAGAUCUAUUAUGUGAAAAAUGUAUUGAGAUUAAAUGAUGAGGAUUUGCUAAAAGGUAGAAUGAGCGAUAAGUUAAUUGAGACAAUUAACUAGGUUAAGCUUAAACACAGAACCUCUCUUAGUUUAGAUGGAUGGUCUGAGGACAACUACUAUAUUAGGUAAAAUUUGGUAUGCGAUAGGGUAUUACAUGGAUAAGAUCCAGAGUUCAAGGAUACUAUUGAGAGAAUCCACAUAGACGAAAUAAGUGUAGACGAAUUUAUUGAAAAAUACGAAAAAGGAAGCCGCCCUGUCAUAAUUCAGGGUAUUGUAGAGAGAUGGCCUGCAUCAGAAGAGUGGGGCGUUUAAAGACUUCUUGAAAAAUUUUCUGACGCUAUGUUUAAGAUAGGUGAGAGUGAUUCGGGAAGAAAGCUUAAAGUAAGCUUAAAAUAGUAUAUAGAGUAUAUGAUCUACAACAGGGAUGAUAGUCCUUUGUAUUUGUUUGAAAGUUCUUUAGAAGAUCAUCCAUAGGCAAAAGUAAUGAUGAAAGACUAUGAAGUGCCUAAAUUUUUCAAGUAAAAUUUAUUUUCAGCACUGAAAGAGGAUGACAUGCCUCCUCAUCGAUGGUUUCUUAUUGGGCCAAAAAGAUCAGGAUCUGAAAUCCAUUAAGAUCCUUUAAAUACAUCUGCUUGGAAUGCUAGUGUAUGCGGCCACAAGAGAUGGAUAUUAAUAGAACCAGGCCCAGGUAUCACUAAAAAACUGGUUAGAGGAAGAGAGCUGAUUUCCAAAGAAGAAGAUGAUGAGGCAAUCCAUUACUUUGACUUCAUAUUUCCAAGAGUUAAAUAAACAUAUGGACAUCGAUUAAGAAUUAUUGAAGGAAUAUAAAGACCUGGGGAAUGUAUUUUUGUGCCUGGAUAAUGGUGGCAUGCUGUACUUAAUUUAGAUGACACAAUAGCCAUUACUUAGAAUUUCUGCAAUUAUGGAAAUUUCGACAGAGUUUGGAUUGACACACGUACUGGUAGAAAAAAGCUGUCAUGUAAAUGGCUUAAACUGCUUAAGUUAAAAGAACCUGAGACUUAUUAAAGAGCACUUGAAUUGAAUAAGAGAGAUGAUUUUAUAAUGUGGGAGGAGAGAUCAGAUUAUGAGAGAAAGAAAAAGAAGAAGAGAAGAAGAAGAUCAGCUAGCAACAGCAGCUCCUCAUCCUCUUCGUCCUCGUCUUCUUCAUCUAGUAGCAGUUCAUCGGAAUCUAAAACAUCUUCACAUAGAAGCAAUGAUAAAGUGUCAAGAGAUAGCGAAAAAAUGAGAAGUAGAAGCAGGGAACUAGAUCAUUGA
Messenger RNA from Stylonychia lemnae, 1449 nucleotides. The record is from the annotation of a GenBank genome assembly. NCBI's taxonomy places the organism in Eukaryota, Ciliophora, Spirotrichea, Sporadotrichida, Oxytrichidae.